This is a messenger RNA of Physcomitrium patens, 4885 nucleotides long. RefSeq lists its product as uncharacterized. The record is from RefSeq and is a predicted model, not a curated record. Gene Ontology annotation, molecular function: 3',5'-cyclic-nucleotide phosphodiesterase activity. Gene Ontology annotation, biological process: intracellular signal transduction; cyclic nucleotide biosynthetic process. Lineage: Eukaryota; Viridiplantae; Streptophyta; Bryopsida; Funariales; Funariaceae.
AAUACAAGCGAACAGCAUCACCAUUGUAUUCCGAUCGAUUCAAUUUAGGGUUUCCCACGUUGUUUGCGAAAUGUGGGAUCAUGUACGUUUUCCUUGAAGACUGUCUCGAGAGAUUGGAAAUUGGACUUUGAUAACAAAUCUGACGCAGCGCUCAGUUUGCGUCACUUCUAAUUGCAAAUUUCUUGAUGGAUUGGUUACGCACACAUUUUAUUAAAGCGAUAUACAACGUCUCCAGAAGGCAAAGAUUUCCAAUGAUCUUUGAAUUGUCUUCUCAUGUAUGAAGAAUCUUCCUGAGACGUUGCCGAGCAUAUUCGUUACACCCUUUCUAGGCCACACUCAGGAGUUGAUGAACUUGAAAGCAACCCUUAUCUCUUAAGCAUCUUUUGUUAGAACUAAGUCAACUAAGACAAUGACACCGAUGAGAUUAAUGAUAUUGAUGUGACAAUGACACCCCAAUUCGCCUUUGAAAUUUAGACAAAGCGCGUCUGUUAAGAUUAUUUUGGUUGGUAAUGAUUCUAGUCAGCCUUACAACAGUAGGAGGUCUCGCGAGUGACAGCGACAGCGGCUCCUGAAAUGUUAGAUGGAAUGUAAUGAAUUGUCUUCGGUUGAGCUCUGUGAGCCUUUUGAGUAUGUGCUUAAGGUUUGGAUCCUCAGGUUUUGCAGAUCAUUUGCAAGUAUUUAUAAGUUCUCAAUCCAAACGCUAUGUCUGAACAGGAAAAUUCGGCUCCGAAGUCUGGAACUUUUCAAGUUUCAGAGGGUGAACACAAGUCUUUGCAAGGCAUCGAAUCUUGGUCAUUUGACGUCUUUCAAGUCGAGGAUGAUCAGCUACCUAUGUUGGUGGAAAAGAUCUUUCGAAGCCUCAACAUCUUUAAUAACUUUCCAAUAGAUAUGCACAAAUUUCGAGCGUUCGUCCGUGCAAUGGUAGCACGCUAUCAGCCAAAUCCAUAUCAUUGCUUCCGGCAUGCUUGCGAUGUGCUUCAUGCUGUAUACUUGAUACUUACUCUCGCGGAGGGUGCUCAAAGGCUGAAUCAGAUGGAAAUAUUUGCUGUGGCCCUGGCAGCUGUGUGUCAUGACGUUGAUCAUCCUGGGCUUACUAAUGCAUUUUUGGUUGCUGCUAGUGAUCCUAUCUCACUCAGAUAUAAUGACAAGGCUGUCUUGGAAAGUCAUCAUGCUGCCACUGCGUUCCUUACGAUGCGGGGGCAUGACAAUGUGAAUAUCAUGUUCUCACUGGAUGAACCUCACCAAAGGCAUUUGAGGAGACUUGUUCUAUCCUGUAUUCUUGCAACAGAUAUGGGUGUGCAUGCUGAGAUUAUCAGUUCUUUCACAGGACGGUUGAAUGAUCGUCGGCCCUUUGAACUUUCUGCGCCAUACACUCCUCCUGGACCGAUGCCCUCAAAGGCUCCUGAACCAAGUGAUACAGGGGACACAAAAACAUUAAGGGCUGAUGAGGCGUCUAUGAGUUCAAGUGCUGCACCUCCGAAUGAUGGCAACACCAAUCAACCGCCACCAGAACUCAAAUCCCCAAAUCCGAAAUAUCUGCUACCACCUCUUACCAGCAGCUCUGACGUUAUGUUGUACAUGCAAAUGAUAAUCAAGUGUGCAGAUCUUAGCAAUGUCGUCAAACCGUUCUUUUUAUCCAAACGGUGGUCAGCACUUCUUCUGUUGGAAUGGUUUAGACAAGGAGACAUAGAGAGAGAACUAGGCAUGCGUGUCUCCAAGUUUAUGGAAAGGAGUGAGCCUACAACUCUCAUGGAUAUGACUAUUGGGUGCAUUGACUUUGUUGCUAAGCCCAUGUUUGAAGCUACUGCAGUUCUUCUUCCACAUCUCCAUGAUGAAGCUCUUGCUAACCUCACAUUGAAUCGAAGCCUUUGGAGCAGUUUUAGCAUGGGCGGCCGACGAGGCUCUGAGGUAGCUAGGAAUAUUCUCGGGCCGUUUCUGCCCCCGCCAAUUACUAUUGAUGGGAUAGCGGAGAAGUUUGGCGAAGCUGCUGUGAAAAUGGAUAUCUCAUCAAGCUCUCUGCAUUAUGAUAUGUACUUGCCAGGUGUUGAGAAGGAAUCUCUUCCCAUGGCUCCAUUGCAACUACUCCCAACAUUGUCUCCAGAGGAACCUACUCCCUUGAUCAAUGAAUUACGUAUGGAUGAGCAUCAUCCUUCACUUCUAGCGCUUGAUUCUAGCGGCGAUAAAAGUCAAUCAAUCAACAAAGGUCCACUCAGACAGGACCGUGAAUCUUCAAUCUUAGGUGGAGCAGCCCCUUUGAGUUUAUUGCGUGUCAACAGAAAUGCUUCACUUGAUGCCAGCUCAGGCGAUGGUAAUAACUUAGCUCUCAGAAGUUUUGUGGCACUGAGGAGGAAUACAGUAGAUGAAAGGAAUAGAAAACCGAGCUCCAUUUCUCUUCCACCUCCUGGAUAUAAAGGAACAGAAAUGAUGACAGAUCCCUCAAAAAAUGUCGCUCUAGAUAUUCAGUCUCUGGCCUUUAUUCAAGAUUCUGCUUGGGAUAAUCGCAAAUUUUGGGACAGCAUAAGACGACAUCCAAACGGAAAACAACUCCAUGCAUUCUUGGAAUCAAGGUUAUGGAUUUCCAUCAAUAUAAUUGCUACAUUUGUGGCAAUGUUUGCAAACGAUUUUACGAAAGCAAUUCUGCCAAAAGCAGCAGAUGCUUAUGAGACUCACAUCUUGAGUAUAUGCUUAUUCAUUUUCUUUCUUGAGAUUAUAAUGCUCUCAAUUCUUUCACAGGGCUACUUCCUUGGUUUUUUCUUUUGGCUUGAUUUGAUUGGAAGCGUUUCACUUCUGACAGUUAUUACAAACGUUUACACUCAAAAUCUUGUGAUUGCAAGGACUGGAAGAGCUGUCAAAGCAAUGAAUCGAUUGAGCAAGUCCAUGCAAGCUACGCCUUUGUCUAGCAUGUUCCCAAUUACUUAUAUCCUAAAGGUCUUUCAUUACAAAAACGUUGUAGUAGAUGACGACGAGGAUGAAUAUUUUCAUGUAGUGUCUUCAACGAAACCAAGUCAAGUUUGGACUGAGCUUUCGGAGCUAACAGCUCAAAAGCUUAUAAUUGGUCUGUUGGUUAUGAUGAUCGUGAGUCCUUUAUUUCGAGACAACCACCGGGACUUGGGACCUAAAAUGUCCCUCAACACUCUUGAUGAAUUCCAUGGUUGUACUGCUCAUUUCAAUGAGACCAUAGACAGAAUUCAGACUUUCAAUAUGCUACAUGGCUACAAUCUUCUAUAUAUGGGUAUCAACGGGAUGUGUUGUGGAGUUUCUUGUGCACUUGAUAGCGCAACCAAUUUUAUGCAGAUUGUUCCAUCUAAGGGUGCAGACGGUAAGAAAGAGGCACAAUUGGAAUAUCGUACUGUGGAACUCAAAUCUGUGCUAAGUGACAGCAAUCGAACUGAGGCCUUGUAUUCCAUCCGCAGUGAAUUGCGAACCAAGCAUGCCCUAAAUAUGGCAAUGACGGUACUCUGGUUGAUUAUUCUUGGUGCUUGGUCCUUCGUCUUGAGUAAUGAUUCCAAUCGAUUGCUGAUUCAGCCAAUUGAACGCAUGGUAGAAAUUGUGAAGGAGCUUUCGGAUGAUCCUGUCUCUUUUGCUGCAAGAGCCAAUGUGAAGCAACCAGCAAUAAGUAGUGUUGGACAGGUGAUGGAAACGCGAGUGGUAGAAGCUGCUCUUGUAAAGAUUGCAAGCCUGUCAAAGGUGGCACUUGGGGAUGCUGGCAUGGAUAUUUUAUCUGUUAAUCUGAAAGGAGGCAGUGAAUUCAAUCCUAUGAUUCCUGGGAAAAAAAUUCGCGCAUGCUUUGGCUUUUGCGACAUCCGAAACUUCACAGAUGCCACUGAAUGUCUUCAAGAAGACGUGAUGAUGUUUGUCAACAAAAUUGCUGAUGUGGUUCAUAACAAGGUAGUCUUCCAUUCAGGUUUUCCAAACAAGAACAUUGGAGAUGCAUUUCUACUUGUUUGGAAGAAAAGUGCGGCUGAUAAUAUUCAAAAGACACGCGGCACUAAUUCAUUUGCUGAUCGUGCGCUUCAAUCUUUUUUGGAUAUUAUCCAAUGUAUAGAGACAUCUCAAACUUUAGCUGAAUAUGCGAUGCAUCCAGCAAUUCAGAAGCGAAUGCCUGGAUAUAAAAUACACAUGGGAUUCGGCCUUCAUGUUGGAUGGGCUAUUGAAGGUGCAAUUGGCUCAGCUCACAAGGUUGAUCCUACGUACUUGUCACCACAUGUAAAUGUCUCCUCGCGACUGGAAGCAGCAACAAAACAAUAUGGUGUGAUGAUGUUAAUCUCGGAGACCGUAGUUGCAGAAUUAACCAAAAGCAGUUUGCGCCACUGUUGCCGCAAGUUAGACCGCAUAACUGUGAAAGGAAGUGCUGCACCUAUCAUUAUCUAUACGUUCGACUUGCCAUUAUUUCAACAGGACCUUAAAGGAAACCCAGCUGAUUAUCGAGCUCUGUUUGAGAACGCGGUUGAUAAUUAUAUUGAGGGAAAUUGGUCAUCCGCUUUGGAGAAGCUUGAGGAGUGCUUGCAACUAUGGCCAACUGAUAAACCCGGCCAUGUUCUUCUCAAUUUUAUGGCCUCACACAACUACAGGAUACCUGCAAGUUGGAAAGGUUACCGAGAACUUACUGAGAAAUAGUGAAUAUAAGUUUUUUUAGGCUUGUACACUAAGAGCAGUUAUAGAGAAGCAUCACUAAUAUGCCUUAUUAACAAUAGAGGUUACGAUUCAGUUAUUAUUGAUGCAAAUCGUAUGCUUUAUAGCUUGAUGACCACCUGCUAGUAUGGGCAAGUGAGGUGAAAGAAAAACUUUGCUUCCUUUUCACCUUGUGUGCUCUCUCUUAGAAGCGACAAAUUUAAGUUGCAGAGACAACAGUUCAAUUUAAGUUGCAGAGACAACAGUUCAAUCA